Messenger RNA from Morus notabilis, 1782 nucleotides. RefSeq names its product RNA-binding protein 24-B. The record is from RefSeq and is a predicted model, not a curated record. The transcript is spliced from 9 exons. Lineage: Eukaryota; Viridiplantae; Streptophyta; Magnoliopsida; Rosales; Moraceae. Bases 172 to 1035 code for a protein of 287 amino acids. Gene Ontology annotation, molecular function: RNA binding.
UUGUUCAUAUUUAUUUCAUUUCUUCAUUUUUAUUUUUCAUCUCUUCUUCUUCUUUAUUGCGAUUCUUAGGUUUAUCGAAAUCGAUCAAUCACUGUUCUUCUCUCUCUCUCUCUCUCUCUCUCUCUCUCUCUAGAUAUCGGAAUCGCCCUUUCAUCUGCUCCCUCGAAUCUCAUGGAAUUCAAUGGAUUCCCACAAGUUCCGGGACCGAGUUCAGGGUCGAGUUCGAGCUCCGGAUAUCACCAGUUUCUGAAUUCGCCGUUUGGGGACACCACAUACACCAAGGUCUUCGUCGGAGGACUCGCCUGGGAGACUCAGAGCGAUACCAUGAGGCGAUACUUCGAGCAGUUCGGCGAGAUUCUUGAGGCCGUCGUUAUCACCGAUAAGAAUACCGGUCGAUCCAAAGGCUACGGUUUUGUGACUUUCCGGGAACCAGAGGCUGCUAGAAGGGCCUGCGCCGAUCCAGCUCCAGUUAUCGACGGCAGGCGUGCCAACUGCAAUCUUGCUUCGCUCGGGCGGCCAAGGCCACCUAUGCCCUAUGGACGUCCCAGACCUGCCACCCCAUACGUUGGAAAUGUGCAAUCUGCUCGUGGGACUUAUGUUGGAAAUUUUGGGUACCAGCAACCACUCUCAUACGGCUACCAAGGGCUAAUGUAUCCACAGUAUGGGUAUACAACAUAUGGGCCUGAUUAUGUGUAUCCACAGGGUGGUUACAAUCCUUAUACGGGUCAGCAAUACCUUCAGAUAUAUGGGUUACCUGGGACAGUUAACACGGCUAUGUAUCCUUAUGGACAAGUGAGUCAAACUCUUCCUAGUGGUCAGGGUUAUACAGCCAUGCAUGGAUAUGCAAUGCCUGGUCAUCAAAUUGUGCAGUUUGGUGGACCCAGUGUUAAUGCUUUGACAACUUCGCCUAUGCCUACAAUUCAAUCACCUUAUCCCACAGGUAUGGCAGCGCCAGUUAUGGCACAACCACAGUUUAUAGUUCCUGCUCCUUCUCAGUACGUGCAAGGUGGCGGUUCUGACCAAACAACUGGGUGAGGGGUUGAUUGAGGUAUCCUUAGAUUGCAGCAGGACUAAGAGCAGCGGAACUGCUACUUGAGUGGCAGGCUUCGAAUCUAGCCUUGCAAAUUAUUUGUUUUGCAUUCUAGAGUAUUAUUUUUCUUUUAUUUUGCAGGUCAUACAUAGUCAUGAUGCUCACCAGAGAAGUCAGAUGUCAGAGUCGUUGCUCCUGUUGGUGGAGAAGGAUUGUGGAGGAUGCGGGCUGUUCUUCCUCUAGGACCUUUCUGUUUAGUGUAUCGAAACACUUGUAAACUUCCAUUGCUCACGACGAGUGGUCGGAGCUGUCAUGCAUUGAAGGGUAUGCUAGAAGUGGAUUCUGGCGACCCGGGUAGGAAUAAGACUUAUGUAAAAAAAGUCAACACGUUAGAAUCAACAUAUGAUUCUUUUAUAGGGUAGUUUCCCAGCAUUUUGGGUGUAUAGGGUCUCUGGUGUACGUGUAUUCGCGUCGGUCCGUCGUCAAAAAUGUGAUAUGACUUUUGUGCUUAUCAGUUGUAGGAUUUUUUUUUUUCUUUCCCCCACGAAAGCUCAAAACUCCUAUGAUCUGGAUGAUCUGGGAGCCUGGCUUCAAAACCAAAGGAGAAGCUUCAGGUAUUAUUUAAAAAAGUUUUUUUUUUUUUUUCCUUCUGUGUGUAAUAAUAAUUCAUCUUUUCUAUUUCAGGGCCUUCCUUCAAGGUAUCCUAGUAUUAAUAUUAAAAUAUUAAAAAGAAAAAGGAAGGAAAUUUCAUU